AAAGCGGAGCCAAAAGCUUUUCAAAAUCCAAAAUGCAGGAGUAAUGGUAAAAAAAUACACUUUAUUUUCAUAGAACUAGUCAUUUUCAACACCCGCCAGUGAUUAUUUUUCGUAAAAACCUGCACAUUUCACCAUAAUUUCAAAUUUAAUUUCAUAAAUCAGGGAUGCCAAUUCGCCUAGUUUUCUAUCCGCCGAACUAUAUAUAUAGUAACUAUAGUAACUAUAGUCAAAAGCAUGGCGAACAUAAAAGUUACCGACAUUUAAGCUUAAAUAAAAUUCACCCUGUCCUUUAUUAACAUUGUCCUCAAAUUGGCGGAUUUCACGAAAACAAGCUAGUUGAUUGCUGGGUUUACCUAAAAUAAAUACCAGGAUUCUGAAGUAAAUUUGAACACUCAGAGAUGGGCAACACUAUAACGGUGGCCGAGUUUAUGGCCUCAAAUAUAGUACAUACCGAGGCAGGAGCUCUUCCUAAGGAGCAUUCUCCCAUUAGCGUUGAAGACAGAAUGAAAGCAGGCGACUCACCUCCGCCAGAAUGCCCGAUGCAUAAAAAGCUGCCCGAUAAAAAGGAAAAACCAGUGUUGGUAUCCGAGUGUCCUGUCGUACAAGACAAUUCCGACAUCAAUCCACUAAAUAUGAUGCCACCGAUGAAUCAAAACCCAGCUCCAGACCAGCCAUUUGCGCUACCAAAGGAUAGGCAAGUGUCGUCUAUCCCGAAAGUCACUGAAGAUGGUCGUCAGGAAUUUUGGGUGUAUCCCAGCCAACAGAUGUUCUGGAAUGCCAUGCUUCGUAAGGGUUGGCGUUGGCAAAAGGACGAUAUUCAACCCAAGGACAUGGACGAUAUUAUUAAAAUACACAACGCCAACAAUGAGCAAGCCUGGCAAGAGGUUCUCAAAUGGGAAGCGCUGCAUGCUCGCGAAUGUGGCAAUCCCAGGUUGAAGAGUUUUGGUGGCAAAGCGACAGAGUAUAGUCCUCGGGCACGUAUUCGAAGCUGGAUGGGUUACGAGCUGCCGUUCGACAGACACGACUGGAUCGUGGACCGCUGCGGAAAGGAUGUUCGCUACAUCAUUGAUUACUACGAUGGUGGAAUGGUGGACGACAGAUAUAAGUUUGCACUGUUGGAUGUGAGACCUGCCAUGGAUUCGGCUGAGAACAUUUGGGAUCGGAUGAAGGUGGCUUACAUGCGGUGGAAGUUUGAGCUCAAAGAUAAGGUAAAGGAACUGUCCAGUUAAAGGGCACAGGAAUAGCAUGGAACAGGAUUUCGUAUUAUACCAAAUAGUGCAGCCAUUGUAUCGAUGAUUUGAGAUCAUCGUCCCCUCAAUAACCAAAUGACUAAAUCAAUAGACAGUUCUGAUCCAUUAACAAUCAAACGUGGGGUUUUAUUUCCGUAGUCGAUCACUGAACCGUCUUUUGAA
Sabethes cyaneus is the source of this 1412-nucleotide messenger RNA. It is a transcript of the gene Cchl, whose product is annotated as holocytochrome c-type synthase. Gene Ontology annotation, biological process: cytochrome c-heme linkage. Bases 399 to 1229 code for a protein of 276 amino acids. The record is from RefSeq and is a predicted model, not a curated record. Gene Ontology annotation, cellular component: mitochondrion. Lineage: Eukaryota; Metazoa; Arthropoda; Insecta; Diptera; Culicidae. Gene Ontology annotation, molecular function: holocytochrome-c synthase activity. The transcript is spliced from 3 exons.